AUGUCUCGUACCCAGGUCACUGAGACUGACGCUUCCAUUAUGGCCAACCAGCCGACCAACGAGCAAAUUGCACAGGACCCCCUUCACAUGGACUACCCGCCUGUACUCUACAGGUCCAGCCGGCUCCCCACUGUACCACCAUACUUUGGCCAACUGCGAGGCCGAGCGGUGUGGCCUCUGCACGAAGAGACGACCGCACGCCGCCACCGCCAGCUCGUCAACCGCCUGUUUGGCUACCAAGAGUACCCCCAUGCCGACCACUACAGCCGGGACGAGCCAGAGACGGACGGCUGGCUCACCGCUAGCAAGGAAGAGGACGACGGCACCGUGUCCAUCAAGUUCAACGCCGUCGACACCGUCCUGCCUCCUGUCAGCGAGCAGCCGUGCCCAGAGGGGGCAGCUCUACAUUACCUUGUAUACAUUGGCCCCACCCUGGUCAAGACCGAUGGCACGCAAAGCGAUCGACCAGCGCAUCGACCAGACAAUCACCGUCUUUCACCGGCGCGUAUGUACCAAGCCCUUGCGCCAGCGAAAGACGGUGAUCGUCUGGUCGAUGCGCUGGCCAUCGCUUUGCGUGCCAUCGGUCUUGACCAGGGUGGGGCAAAGUACGUGCCCGUGUGCCACCGGUGCCAUCGCCACGACAUCACCCAGUGCUUUGGGAUCAAGAGCGCUGUUAUCGACGGCAACUGCAUCUACUGCUUCUUCAAAAAGCAUUUCAAAGCGGUACAGUAG
Molecule: messenger RNA, 732 nt
Organism: Apiotrichum porosum
Lineage: Eukaryota; Fungi; Basidiomycota; Tremellomycetes; Trichosporonales; Trichosporonaceae
Exons: 3
Coding region: 1-732 (243 amino acids)
Source: RefSeq, a predicted model, not a curated record